AUGUAUACCGUCUGGUACCUGUUCCAAGGUGGGAGCCGUCUCGUCCGCUGGGCGGCCGCUCUUGCAGGCGCCAAAAAGCCCGACUCUCCUCCCCCCCGCGCCGCGUCCUCCGGCAACAAGCAACACCGACGCGCCGAGGCCGGCAGCAACGCCGUUGAACCAUCGAUGCACACGCCUCCCAUCGACGGAGGCGGGACCGACCACGACGGCGGCGGCGGGGAGGACAGCGGCGCCCCCCCCCCUGCUGGCGGUCUAUCGGAAGGGGGCCUGUUCACGUCCUCCCCGCUGCGGCACCGGUUUCGUUCGGCCAGGCGAGGGUUGACCAGCAGCGGGUGGUCUUCGCCGUCUACUUCGUCCACGGCAGGGUGGGUCGGCGGGGGCGGGGGCUCCGGGGCGGGAGGGG
Molecule: messenger RNA, 403 nt
Organism: Ectocarpus sp. CCAP 1310/34
Lineage: Eukaryota; Phaeophyceae; Ectocarpales; Ectocarpaceae
Source: the annotation of a GenBank genome assembly